GGAGCUCAUCACCGCCGUAAAGGCAGGAGACGAGGUCAUGGUCAGGAACGUCCUCGCCAUGGGAGGAGACCCCAAGGUGACCAUCCCAACUAACAGUGGUGGGUCGGGGUGCCUGGUACUGUUUGCUGCUUACCAUGGCCACGCCCACCUCCUGCCCUGCCUGCUGGGGGCGGGGCUCAGCGUGGAGGGCAGCGGCACUGACGACAAAACACCACUGAUGACGGCUGGCAGAAUGGGCCACAAGACGACGUUAGAGAAGCUGCUCAGCAUUGGUGCCAACCCGCUGGCUGUUGACAAUGGAGGAUGGACGGCCCUCCACUGGGCUGCAGUAGAUGGUGAAGCUGAGUGUGUGUCUACCCUCAUCCUGGUCACGCCGCCCACCCCCGAGCUGCUGCAGACCGCCGACGGACACACCCCGGUGCACCUCGCCAGCUUUGGUGGCCACGAGGCUGUGCUGAAUGCCCUGGAGGGGGCUGGCUGGCCUCUUUACGCAAUGGACGGCGAUGGCCUGACACCCCUGCACUGGGCUGUUAAGGCAGGGCGUCUGGACGUGGUCCGGUACCUGAUGGAUAAGGAUGCGGCGCCCAGUACGGGGGCCGGUGAUGACCUCACGCCUCUGGACAUGGCUAAGAGGCAGGGUAAAGACUUAGCAGCGAGGUGGCUGGCGAGGAGGAGCGGCGCGGUGCACGGGGACGCCGCCCACAGCCUGAAUCCUGAGGUCACGUCCAGUGCCGGGGUGAACGCUGCAGCAGGUGACGACACGCUGCGGCCAGAGGACGUGAGGAAACUGCUUGGCUUCAGGGAAUGGCUGAUAGACGGCUUCAACGAGAAGGAGCUCAUCACCGCCGUAGAGGCAGGGGAGACGAGGUCAGGGUCAGGACGGCCUCGCCAGGGGAGGAGACCCAAUGCCUGGUGGCAGAGGCUGUCUGCCCGGGCCACGCCCACCUCCGGCCCUGCCUGCUCGGGGCGGGGCUCAGCAGUGGAGGCAGCAGCACUGACGUCAGAAACACCACUGACGCUGGCUGCCCUGCAUAACCACGAAACGACGGUAAAGAAGCUGCUCAGCCUUGGUGCCGACCCGCUGGCUGUUGACAAUGUAGGAUGGACGGCCCUCCACUGGGCUGCAGUAGAUGGUGAAGCUGAGUGUGUGUCUACCCUCAUCCCGGUCACGCCGCCCACCCCCGAGCUGCUGCAGGCCGCCGACGGACACACCCCGGUGCACCUCGCCAGCUUUUAUGGCCACGAGGCUGUGCUGAAGGCCCUGGAGGGGGCUGGCUGGCCUCUUUACGCAAUGGACGGCGAUGGCCUGACACCCCUGCACUGGGCUGUGAAGGCAAGGCGUCUGGACGUGGUCAGGUACCUGCAGGAUAAGGACACGGCACCCAGUACGGGGGCCGGUGAUGACCUCACGCCGCUGGACUUGGCUAAGAGGCAGGGAAAAGACUUAGCAGCGAGGUGGCUGGCGAGGAGGAGCAGCGCGAUGCAAGGGGACGCCGCCCACAGCCUGCUCCCCGAGGUCACGCCCAGUGCCGGGGUGAACGCUGCAGCAGGUGACGACACGCUGCGGCCAGAGGACGUGAGGAAACUGCUUGGCUUCAGGGAAUGGCUGAUAGACUACUGGAACGACCUCAACAGGAAGAUUCAGUGGAGUAGCGGUGCAGGCAGGGAGUUCAUUGCGGCAAGGCUGCUUGGGAGGUUUCUGUGGUACCUGAACUUUGUCGAAGGCUUAGGUGAUGUCUCUCAGGACGAGAUGGCACUGUCCCCCGUCAGCUUUCUGUUGGGCGACAGUCUCGGUAUCGAGAGCGAGGGCGUGCGUGGUUCCCCUGCCUGGGCGGAACCCAAACUGUAG
Eriocheir sinensis (Chinese mitten crab) is the source of this 1849-nucleotide messenger RNA. Its product is annotated as ankyrin-3-like. Gene Ontology annotation, molecular function: protein binding. The transcript has 9 exons. Bases 38 to 1849 code for a protein of 603 amino acids. NCBI's taxonomy places the organism in Eukaryota, Metazoa, Arthropoda, Malacostraca, Decapoda, Varunidae. The record is from RefSeq and is a predicted model, not a curated record.